CGAAGUUCGUUUAUUUCAAUUUUAUCGAAACAUUCAUAGGGAUGAACCAACUGCAGAGAAGCUAGUGAACGCAUGCUCACAAACGGUUCCGGUUACACGAGAUUGAUACAACGAGGUACAAGAGCAGUCUACAUGCUGGGCAGGACCCACUUCGUCGGGAGGGAUAACCGGCUGUGUGACGUCACUGGCUAACAGAGCACGAAUAUCUAUAACGUACAGGCUGUUUAUCGGGUCGACGUUAUGUCGAAUUGAUCAGAUGGAAACUUGAAGAUUCCACGAAGAAUCAUGCCGAGGAGACGAAUUACUAUAGUUUAUCUAUCGUGGAAUUGUUUGUUAACUUUAGCUUGUUAUAAAUAUCCCUCAGAUAUGAAAGACCCGUGCCAGGAGAAGGAGUGCAACUAUGGAGCCCAGUGUAGACCAUCUCUAGAUGGUAGGACUGCAGAGUGCGUGUGUCCUGCCAAAUGUGCCACUUAUGGUGACAGUCGUGGUUCUAGACCGGUUUGUGGUACCGAUGGUAAAGAUUAUCCAAAUGUCUGCGAAUUGAGAAGAACUGCUUGCAGAGAAAUGCGAAAUGUUCAAGUGAAAUUUCAAGGAAAAUGCGAUCCGUGCGAAGGAGUAGAGUGUCCCGCAUCUCAGGUGUGUCAAUUAGACGAAAACAGAAAUCCCAUCUGUCGUUGCAAUGCUAUCUGUUCACCAGAUUUCAGACCAGUUUGUGGUUCUGAUGGAAAGACUUAUACUAAUGAGUGUUCACUUAGAGUAGAAGCCUGCAAAUCACGAAGAAGUCUAAGGAUCAUAUACACUGGCGAAUGUAGUUCAGCAUUCCGUUUAUUGAACCAAGGUGCCAAUCCGUGUGAGAAUCUGCAAUGUGGACCAGGACAGGAAUGUGACAUAGACAGGUAUGGCAUUGCCACCUGUCAGUGCCCCGGAGCGUGCGAACCAGUCAUGAGACCCGUCUGUGGCACCGAUGAUAGAACCUACGAUAGCCAAUGCGAAUUGAGAAGACAAUCGUGCGUCAUGCAACAACCCGUUUCUAUGGAUUACAGAGGAGUGUGUGGUGAGGACGGUGCUUGUCAGAAGCACAUUUGCGAUUUUGGAGCCGUGUGUACAAUACAGUCGGGUCGAGCCGAGUGCGAGUGUCCUUCUUGUUCGGAAGAAUUUCAACCCGUGUGUGGCACCGAUGGCAUCUCUUAUACUAACGAAUGUAAACUAAGAAAAGAAGCGUGCGAACAAAGAAAGGAUAUUAAAAUUGCUUACAGCGGCUUGUGUAGUGGAUGUGAAAACAAACACUGCGAAUUCUAUGCAGUUUGUGAGAGUGGAGGUCAUGGAGAAGCCAAGUGUGUUUGUCCUCAUUCGUGCAUAAAGGUAGAAUCACACGUCUGUGGAACUGAUGGUGUUACUUACAAUAGUGAAUGCGAAAUGAGGGUUUCUGCUUGCAAAAAGAAACAAUAUGUCAUGGUAGCUUCCAAGGGAAUUUGCGACUUAUGUUUAAAUGUCCAUUGUAAAUACGGUGCCAGAUGCGAAAAUGGUCACUGCAUAUGUCCUACUGAAUGUCCAAAUUCCUACGAACCAGUCUGUGCCAACGAUAGCACCACAUACAACAACGAAUGCGAAAUGAAACGUGCAUCUUGCCAAAUAACUCAGGAACUCACUGCCCUAUUCUAUGGAGAAUGCGAAGAUGCUAGAGAAACGGAUGUAGACAUUUUAGGUCCUUCUAGCCAGAAAUGUGAUAAGGUUUGUCAGUUUGGAGGACUAUGCGAUUACGAUUCGGAUGGUCUGCCGUACUGUGCUUGUCAUUUCCAAUGCCCUUCUUUGAGAGAACCUAUCUGUGGUUCUGAUGGAAGAUUGUAUGACAACGACUGUAAACUAAGAGAGGAAGCGUGUAGACAACAGCACAAGAUAAUCCUUGUUUCGUUAGAAAAAUGCGGAGGUGACCACAAGGAAUAUUGUAUCUGUGCAGACGUCUUGACUGUGCCUUGCGAAGGAGAACCUCCUCUUCUUGAUCCUCUAACUGGUAAAGAGUAUUACUGUGGAGACGGUCCUGGCGGGAAAAGAUGUCCUCCUAAUAGUUUUUGUCACAAAUCAGCAAAUUUCGCGACCUGCUGCAGGGAAAUAAUUUCGAUAGAAAAUUGUGCAGAAACGACUUACGGCUGUUGUCCUGAUGGAAAAACUAUAGCUCAGGGUGUUCAAAAUGCUGGUUGUCCUAGUAUAUGUAAUUGCAACAGGCUGGGUUCUUAUGAUCAAAGUUGUGAUCCUGUAACUAAACAAUGCCCUUGCAAACCAGGAGUGGGUGGUCUUCGUUGUGAUAGAUGCGAGCCUGGAUUUUGGGGUCUUCAUAAGAUUGCAGAAGGAAGCACAGGAUGCAUUCCUUGCGAGUGCAGCCUCGAUGGAUCUGUCAGAGACGACUGCGAACAGAUGACAGGAAGGUGUGUCUGUAAACACGGUAUACAAGGCAUGAAGUGUGACGUGUGUCCAUUUAAAGAAACAGUACUAGGUCCCGAAGGAUGUUCGGAUGGUAUAGUGAUAACGACUUUCUUACUAUUAUAAAAAUAACUAUUGUCUAGUACAAUAUAUAAGGAUUCGUAAAGUAUUUUUAUAUAUUUCGCUUGAAAUCCAAUUUUGAGAUUAUGGUUUCAACUUUAUAUAAAUAUAUAUAUAUAAAGUUGUAUGUAAGAUGAGAAAAGAAGAUUUUGCCAUCUCUCCUUAAGUAACUGCAUCAUAAAAUUUUCAAUUUAAAAAAAGUACAGAAAAA
Messenger RNA from Centruroides sculpturatus (bark scorpion), 2749 nucleotides. RefSeq names its product agrin-like. Lineage: Eukaryota; Metazoa; Arthropoda; Arachnida; Scorpiones; Buthidae. Gene Ontology annotation, molecular function: protein binding. Gene Ontology annotation, biological process: multicellular organism development; cell differentiation. The record is from RefSeq and is a predicted model, not a curated record. The coding region runs from base 286 to 2544 and encodes 752 amino acids. The transcript is spliced from 12 exons.